AUGAGAGCAAAAACAAAAGUGUUUGCUCCACUCAGUGAACGGCAGCUUCUUGAGGAGAUGAGGGAUUCAUUUGACAAGUCGCCAAUUGUCACAAGAAGUGCAAUGAAGGCAAUCAACAGCCUUGUGUAUAUGCUGAGCGUGGCGAGUAUGAGUGAGGCAUCAAUCAAGGAGGCAUACAUAACAUUGCUGAAGGGAUUCCAGUCAAAGGACAUAUACCUGAAGGCAGGGAUGUAUUCUGCUAUUGAAGAGCUAUCGAGGCAUUUUGACGAAGGACUGGUUGCGGCGAAUAUAUUGAUGAACGAUCUAAACGGCAAGAUUCCCGAUGACAUGAAGGCAAUGGCGUUAAGGACGCUGUUUUGUAUUUUACCUGCAGACAUGAUAUAUGACUUUGGAAAGUAUGUAAGCCAAGCAUUUGUGUCACCGAGUGUGGUAAGGCGAGAUAUGGCAGUGCUUGUAUCGUGCAAGCUUCUGCGCGACGGGUUUUGUGAAGUGAAGGAAUGGAUUGACGAUGUAGACUCGAGCGAUGAUUCAAUGACGAGCUAUCACGCAGCGAGAUUUUUAAUGCAAACAAGAAAGCUUCGUUUUGGCAGUGUUGAAAGCCUGCGAGGGCCAUCGGGUAUUAUUGGUGCGCGAAUGGUAGUGGAGCAAUCGAAGAGUGGGAAUCCAGAGGCACUGGGGAUGCUGAGGAAGCUGCUGGGGUCAAAGUACGGCGACGAGAUGGUGUUUAUUGAAGCAGCGAAGGGUGUCUGCAUUAUUGGAGAGGAGUAUGCAUCUCAGCUUGUUCAGCAAACAGUUCAGUCGUUGAGGAUAUUUCUGAAAUCAACAAACAUUGCGCUUCAAUUCAGCGCAAUGAGGAUCAUUUCAAGUCUUGCGCUAAGGUAUCCACAUAAGGCAGCAAUUGCCAACAAAGAGGUUGAGGAUCUGGUGAUGGUUGAAAACAAGACGAUCUCGAUGUUUGCAAUUACAUCUUUGCUAAAGACAGGAACAGAAGAAACCAUAGAUAGGCUUGUGAAGCUGAUUCCAGGAAUGGUUGUGGACAUGAGCGAUGGGCUUAAGAAAAUUGCAAUUGAGACACUAGAAGCACUCAGCAACACAUUUGAGUCGAAGAAGCCAGUGUUUAUUGACUUUUUGUCCAGUGCGCUUUCGCAAAAGAGCGGGCUUGAAUUCAAGAAGUAUAUAGUCGGAGUUAUUAGCAGAGUAGUGUGCAGUGAUGAUGUAAGGGAGAAGGUGCUGGAGUUUCUGUGCACGUAUGCUGAGGAUUCGCAAUACUAUCAGAUAACACUGGACAUUCUUGGGAUAUUUGGCCGAGAAAUCCCGAAGUCGAAGAUGCCUGGAAAGUAUGUUGUGCAUGUUUUGAACAGGCUGAUUUUGGAGAAUAACCACGUGAGAGCAGCUGCGUUGCAGUGUCUGUACGACAUAUCGCACGUGGUAUCGAUUGAGACGGUCGAGGGUACCUUGAAGAAGAGCCUUGAAGAUCAAGAUGAGAUGGUGAGGGGUAUUUCGUUGUUUUUGCUGCGGAACUUGAAGCUUGCGAAGUCGUGCCAGCCAUUUCUGCUUGAUGAGCUUGGGGGCUUGAAGGAAGCAGUUCUUGAGCAGCUUGGGCAAAAAGAAGAUCCCGAAGAAUGCAAGGAUAAGCUUUUCAUUAAGGAAUGCAGAGAAGUGGCCCUUACUGAAGAUGCUUCUGAUGUUAGAGUGGGAGUUGCCAAAAGGAUGUAUGAGAGCAAGAUAGUGCUUGCAUUUAGUAUUGAAAAUAUGGUGGAGGAGAUCCAGAUAUGCAAUGGGAUUCUAAGUUUUGCCACAACAGGAGCGAAUGGCAGGAGUGAAGGGUGUAUAAAUAUUAAUCAGAUAGUAUUUGGAGAAGUUAGGACAUUUGAGACCGAAUGCAGUGUCGAGGAGGGAUGCGUAAUCAACGGAGUGCUUGAGUACACGAUGUGUGCAGAGAAGGACAUAUCUGAGACGGAAACAGAUUCCGUAACGCUGAAGCCAUUCCAGGUGACGAUUUUGGACUUUGUAAGGCCAGUGGUGGUUAAGAAUGCUUCUGAAGUAUGCAAAAAAGCAGUGUUUGGCUUGCAGGGAGAUGUAUAUGCUGCAGGAAAGAAGAUACUUGAUCUGCUGAACAUGAAGAUGAUUGGGCAGGACGUGUCAAACAACACCAUGGAGAUGCAGCUUACCGGGCAGUAUUACGAAAUACCUAUUGAAAUUCGUACAAGCAUUACAUACAGUGGAGUUGCCUGCAAAUGCAUAGUUGAUAUCUAUUGUAACGACGAAGAGGUGGCAUCAAAGAUCACUAAACUGUUUGAUUAA
Messenger RNA from Ordospora pajunii, 2304 nucleotides. RefSeq lists its product as uncharacterized. The record is from RefSeq and is a predicted model, not a curated record. The transcript has a single exon. Lineage: Eukaryota; Fungi; Microsporidia; Ordosporidae. Gene Ontology annotation, cellular component: endoplasmic reticulum-Golgi intermediate compartment; Golgi membrane; endoplasmic reticulum. Gene Ontology annotation, biological process: protein secretion; intracellular protein transport; intra-Golgi vesicle-mediated transport. The coding region runs from base 1 to 2304 and encodes 767 amino acids. Gene Ontology annotation, molecular function: structural molecule activity.